This is a messenger RNA of Radiomyces spectabilis, 786 nucleotides long. Its product is annotated as alternative oxidase-domain-containing protein. Gene Ontology annotation, biological process: alternative respiration. The record is from RefSeq and is a predicted model, not a curated record. Gene Ontology annotation, molecular function: alternative oxidase activity. Bases 1 to 786 code for a protein of 261 amino acids. NCBI's taxonomy places the organism in Eukaryota, Fungi, Mucoromycota, Mucoromycetes, Mucorales, Radiomycetaceae. Gene Ontology annotation, cellular component: mitochondrion. The transcript has 4 exons.
AUGAGAGAAGUCCAGUCAACUCAUCCCAUGCCCAUCCGUGAUGAAUUUCUCAGCGUUGAGAAGAUCACAUCCGAACAAUUGGAGAAACUUGAUAUCGGGCAGGGCAGUCACCGCCAACCGCUCACCCUGAGCGACACCAUUGCUUAUCGCAUGGUGAAAAUGCUUCGAGUCUUACCAGACACCUACUUUGGCCGUGAUCAUUAUAUGCGAGCUGUCAUGCUGGAAACAAUUGCUGCAGUGCCUGGUAUGGUGGGUGGCAUGCUUCGUCACAUGCAGUCGCUACGUAAUAUGUCCGAGGACAAAGGCUGGAUCAUCCACUUGUUGCAUGAAGCUGAAAACGAACGAAUGCAUUUGAUGACCUGGAUGAAGUGCCUUCAGCCAACGCUUUGGAACCGCUUGCUGGUUUUGGGCGCUCAAGGUGUCUUUUUCAACGCCUACUUCUGGUUGUAUGUCUUCUCACCCAAAACGGCCCAUCGUAUGUGCGGUUAUCUUGAAGAAGAAGCCGUCAUCUCCUACACUCAUUUCCUGGAGGAUCUGGACGCAGGCUUAAUCAGCAACGGUCCAGCCCCGCCUUUAGCUAUCGAAUAUUACAAUUUACAUCCUCAUGCCACUAUCCGUGACGUUAUUUUGGCUAUUCGUGCCGAUGAAGCUCUGCACCGUGAUGCCAACCAUCACUUUUCAGAUCGUAUUGCUGCUGGACGCGAAGACUUGACAGCUGAUAUUCGAGCGCGACUUCAUCAAGAUGAAAUUGCCAAGACCAAGCACGUCUCUCAGUUAUCUCACUAA